AGGGAGGGAGGGACAGGUGACAGAGAUGUGAGAGAUGCUCCACAGAUGAUCAACAGUGGCAGAUGUACAGGGAGAGAUAUAGACGGAGUGAAUAGAAGAACGAGAGAGUGACAGAGACUCUCAGAUGAGACAGAAAGACAGAGUGAACAAACGAACGCGAGUGAGAGUGGCAGAACGAGUCAGAGAAACACUAUAUGAGUGAUAGAGGAAGUUAGCCUGAUAUUUGUCUUCAUUUGUUUAGAAGGAUGAGUGAAGCCGGAAGCAUCUUAAACCUGGAAGACAUCCCUGAAGGAAGGUUGGAGAAAAAGGGCUCCAUCAAGAAGAAGAUAGAGAAGUUGAGGAGAUGGAGCUCCUGCAGCAUAAAGAGACCUUCUAAGAAGACUAAGACCAGAAGCCUGUCCACCGCAACAGAGGCACCAGAGGAGACCUGGGGGCUCAAGACCCCCGAGAGGAGGAGGCUCAAACCCAUCAUCGCCUCCGUCUUCGGACAGGACAGAGACCUACGGCCAGAAGAGAUUGAAGAGCUGAAGGAGGCGUUUGGGGAGUUUGAUAAGGAUAAAGAUGGCUACAUCAGCUGUAAGGAACUGGGAGAGUGCAUGAGGACUAUGGGGUACAUGCCUACUGAGAUGGAGCUCAUCGAACUCAGCCAGAACAUCUGUGGCGGCAGAGUGGACUUUGAGGACUUUGUGGAGCUGAUGGGUCCUAAAAUGUUGGCAGAGACAGCAGACAUGAUAGGAGUGAAGGAGCUCAGGGAUGCUUUCAAAGAAUUUGACUCUAACGGGGACGGUCAGAUCAGCCUGGCUGAACUGAAGGAGGCCAUGAAAAAGCUGGUGGGGGAGCAGCUCAACCAACCAGAGAUCGACGAGAUCCUCCGAGACGUCGACCUCAACGGGGACGGCCUGCUCGACUUCGAGGAGUUUGUCAGGAUGAUGUCUCGCUGACUCUCCUGGCCAGAAGACCAUGAUGACGUGACUUUAAGAGACUAGUCAGCAACAAAACCUCCUCUGUUAGAUGUUUUGGACCAGUCCUCAGUAUAUUGUUGUACAUGUAAUUACAGUAUUAUUGAUGUACACAUUUUUCAUGUUGUUCUUAGGGUAUUUGUUAGUACUUAUUUUCAUUGCUAUAGCAACAAUCCCUAAUAAUACUGUAUGUAUGUUUUGUUGUAUAACAAGUGCUUUUAAGUGCUUUUCAUGCAUUAUGUUCAAAGUGCUACGCUAUGGUUUCAAUUAACAAAUAUUGAUUUAUUGAUAGAUUAUAAAUUAUUUUUGAUUAAAGAGCAAUGAUAAUGGUCUGAUUAUAUAAUACUGAUGUUGACAUUAUCAGUAAAAUUAGAAUAAAUGUUCAUUCAAAUCGUUUCAUGUAUUUAAUUUAUUUACUUAAGAGGAAAUGAAUUAAAAUGAACUGUGUCAAAACAUUUUUAUUUAAUGAUAAAUGUUGAACUAUACAUCCUUGUUAGUUUGAUGUUUAGUAGAGGAAUCAUAUAAUAUGUUACAUGCAUUUUCUACAAUAAAAGAAUGCUGAGAUUGUUUUAUUAAAUCAGAAGUAUAUACAUACAUUCUUUACAUUUGACAAAUCUGAGACAAAUAAACAAUAGAAUAAUUCAAUUGUUACAUGAUGGAAAUAAAAUGUUUAACAUGCAUGCAUGAAACUACAGUAGCCCUCAAUACAAUGUAACUACAGUAGCCCUCAAUACAAUGUAACUACAGUAGCCCUCAAUACAAUGUAACUACAGUAGCCCUCAAUGCAAUGUAACUACAGUAGCCCUCAAUACAAUGUAACUACAGUAGCCCUUAAUACAAUGUAAAAUGACUAGAAUGUUCUCUUACAAAAACUUUCACAAUGAGAUAUGAAAGCCUUUCACUAUGUACAAUACAUUAUGUUUGCAUCUGUUUCAGAGGAUUUUUGUAAUGGUAUAAAACAUAGAAUUACAUAUAGAAUCACACCUGUAUGGAUGUAAAUCUCUAAUGGACAAUAUUUACAAUAACAUUAUGUAUAGUCUGCACUGAUCUAUAGAUCCCUUUAGUCCAUAAUUUAAAAAAAAUGAAUGACAUACAAGAUAAAACCGUUUAAUUAUAUUCAUCACAAUGAACAUUGUCUUCAUUCAAUUCUAAUCAAGAUGUUUAUACUAAUCGUGUACAUUUAUUUGUUGAAACAAGUAAUUUUUUCACAGACAAUACAAAUAUAAAACAUGUAUAAAAACGAUGCAUCAUUGUUUUUCUAUUUUUCA
Messenger RNA from Salmo salar (Atlantic salmon), 2227 nucleotides. Lineage: Eukaryota; Metazoa; Chordata; Actinopteri; Salmoniformes; Salmonidae. The record is from RefSeq and is a predicted model, not a curated record.